AUGGUUGCUGAGACCAAACUAUACGAUGCCUUGGAAGUCAAACCUGGUGCGACCCAGGAUGAAAUCAAGAAGGCCUACCGCAAGGCAGCUUUGAAGCACCACCCCGACAAGAACAAAGACAAUCCUCAAGCCGCUGAGAAGUUCAAAGAUGUCUCUCAAGCCUACGAAGUCCUUUCCGACCCCGAGAAACGCAAGGUCUACGAUCAGUUCGGUUUAGACUACCUCAUGCGCGGUGGCCCCGCACCCUCGCCUGGCGGCGGAGCUGGUGGUGGUGCUGGCGCCGGUGGGAUGCCCGGAGGGUUCAACUUCGGCGGCAUGCCAGGCGGCGGCGGUUCGCGCACAUUCCACUUCUCCACUGGCCCUGGUGGUGGCGGUGGCUUCCGAUUCAGUAACGCAGACGAUAUCUUCCGCGAGUUCGCCAAGGCCGGCGGCGGCGGUGGAGGCGGUGGCGGCGGCGGCAUGGGUGGACUUGAUGAGGAUGACAUUUUCUCCAUGCUUGGAGGUAUGGGCGGCGGUGGUGGUUUCCGUAGCCGUCCCUCCGCUGGAGGAGGAUUCUCAUCGAAAGCCAACCGCGCCCCAACCCCCGAACCGACCGUUGUUGAAAAGGACCUGCCGAUCACACUGGAAGAAACCUUCAAUGGUGUGACCAAGAAGGUGAAGACGAAGAGCAAGGCGUUUGACCCCAGCGGCAAGCGUAGCGUCCAGGAAGUUACACUGGAGGCAGCCAUCAAGCCCGGUCUAAAACCCGGUUCGAAGAUCAAGUACAAGAACGUGGGCGACCAGGAAGAAGGCGGCCGCCAGGAUGUGCACCUGAUCGUGAAAGAGGUACCACAUCCGGAUUUCACUCGCAAGGGCGACGAUCUCAUAACUACCGUCGAACUCAGCCUCAAGGAAGCUCUGACGGGCUGGGAACGGAUUGUCCGCACGAUCGACGGCAAGUCCAUCCGCGUGUCCAAGCCAGGACCGACACAACCUGGACAUGAGGAGCGGUAUCCCGGCUGGGGCAUGGUAAAGUCCAAGAAGCCCAGCGAGCGCGGCGACCUCGUCGUGCAGGUCAAGGUCAAGUUCCCGACCAGCUUGGACUCGAACACCAAAGACAUCCUCAAAGAUCUGCUUCCUUAA
Messenger RNA from Penicillium cinerascens, 1122 nucleotides. Its product is annotated as putative DnaJ domain protein Psi. The record is from RefSeq and is a predicted model, not a curated record. Gene Ontology annotation, molecular function: protein-folding chaperone binding. NCBI's taxonomy places the organism in Eukaryota, Fungi, Ascomycota, Eurotiomycetes, Eurotiales, Aspergillaceae. The coding region runs from base 1 to 1122 and encodes 373 amino acids. Gene Ontology annotation, biological process: translational initiation. Gene Ontology annotation, cellular component: cytosol. The transcript is spliced from 3 exons.